CAAAGAAUAUUGAAUGUGAAGAGAAAGUUAUAAAAAGGAGAUUGGUUGAGGCUCAUUGUUUUUCUCAGUAACACUCUCUCCCUCUUCCUCUGUAUCAUUGAGGCUCUCUCAUGAACUCUAAAAAUGGGAACUCGGAUCGGUUGUCCGUCGUCAUGGAUUGGCUGGCCACCAUUCUAAAGCCCGGACAACGUGUAGACUCAGGCGAGCUCUUCUUUCUCUGCCUAUCCCUCGCCAGGGGUAUUGACUUUGCAGUUGCAAACAGUGAAAAAACAACUAGAUCUCAUGAUUUAUCUACAUUGGUGAAGCAGAUAUGUGAACAAAAAAGUUAUAUCUCCUUACAAGCUAUGAUUAUGGUGGUAAUGAUUUCUGUAAAGAAUGCUUGUAAAGUUGGAUGGUUUUCUGAAAAGGAGACCAAUGAGCUUUAUACUCUAGCUAAUGAGAUAGGAAUGAACUUCUGCAGUCCAGGGGAUAUUAACACUGCACCUAGCUGUUUGGAUUCUACCGUUGCAACAGUCAUGACUAGGUUUUAUCCACAGUUGAAGAUCGGCCAUAUUCUUGUUUCUCUUGAUGUCAAGCCUGGAUAUGGGAUCUACGCUAUUGAUUUCCAGAUAUUGAAGAAUAAUGCGCAGUCUCAAGAGGAAAAGAUUCACUUAUUUGUAGCGCAAGUUGAUAAUGUGGAGACAUCUGCAUGUAUUAUAACUCCUCAACAAGUAAACUUCAUUGUGAACGGAAGGGGAGUAAAGAAGAGAACUAAUGUGUAUAUGGAUGCCGGCCCACAGAUGCCAACUAAUGUGACUCCGUUGAUGAAAUAUGGAACAAAUCUACUUCAAGCUGUGGGCCAGUUCAAUGGUCACUACGUUAUUGUUGUUGUCUUUAUGAGAGAGACAAAAUUAUGUGACAUUCCCGUCCUGUCAGAUUAUGUUCAGGCUCUUGCAGAUGGAUUUGAUUCAGAUCUUGAUCUGAUUGAAGGGCCAUCCCGAAUAUCACUGAAUUGUCCAAUAAGUUAUACCCGUAUUAGAACUCCAGUCAAAGGACAUUCAUGCAAACAUCUUCAGUGUUUCGACUUCAGUAACUUCAUUAAUAUAAAUUCAAGAAGACCAUCUUGGCGCUGCCCUCACUGUAAUCAGCAUAUUUGCUACUCAGAUAUUCGUAUAGAUCAAUAUAUGGUCAAGGUCUUGAAAGAGGUGGGGAAGGAUGUUGCUGAUGUUAUUAUUUCUACAGACGGGACAUGGAAGGCAGUCCUGGAAAAUGAUCAUUCAGAUAAGGCUCAUGAUACAAACCUUGGUUGUCUGAAGGAAACGUCUGAGCUGCAAGAGUCUACUGCCAUCCCAAAUGGUGUUCCUAGUAUUCUGGAUCUCACUGGUGACGAUGAUGAUGAAAUGGAUAUCAAUGUUUGUGACAUUGAUGACAUGAAUCCUUCCAAGGCUGAUCUAAGUUCUCUGCCUGAUUUGCGCAAUAUAAGAAAUCAAAAUGUUGGUGCUCAAGUAGAGGAUACGGAUUGGUCUGCUCUCUUCGAUUCUCCUGACUUGUCGACCGCAGAUUGGUCAGAAGCCUUGUUUGGUGGAGUUCCUCAGUCUACUCCUGCAACUAUUGUGCAGACCCCUCACUUGGCUGAUGUUUCUCCUGUACUUACUCAUGAAGCUGGUGGUCGUGUAAAUACUAAUCUCGCAACUCAGAGUCAGUUUUCUUCCCCAAAUAUUUCGCAGUUACAACAGGUGCAGUCUGCGAACUCAAAUGCUAAUGAGUAUGGGAGAUUGCCAACAAUUUCCCGAAUGGUAAGCAGGAGGACGCCAAUUGCAAUUCAGCCCCUCCCAGCACAGUCCCAGGCACCACAAACUCCACAACAAAGAUUAAGACAUAAUUUGAAUUCCUCAACUCCCAAUACUUCUGCUGUGGCUUCUCAGGGUGAUUUAUCACCUACAGAUUUUAACAAUGUUUACAGUGAUUUGGAAAGACAGCAACAUUUUUUUCGAUCCCUUAUAAACCAGCCUCAAGCAUCCAGUGUUGCCUCAUCUUUGUCGCAACCUUCCUUGGUAACACAGAAUUGUCAAGAUCGUUCAUUUUCAGGUCAACUCCCAAAUGCUCAUUGGUUAUCCACACUUUCAGAUUUUCAAAAUCCACACCAACAGGCAACUUUUAAUAAUGGAAGGAUAUCACAGGCCAUGGGCCAGUCUUCACAUGCAAUUCGACCUCCACAUCUGUCACGAAGCCCAGUCCCCCAGCAGGGAGUUUCUCAACUGGCAACUCUCCAGGCAUCACCAGUAAGUCCCAAUCAACGAGCCAGGAUGGGUUUUGCUGCUCAGAUAGCUGCACAUGAAGCUAUACAAUCUCCUUCGGGUCAAACUCAAACAUUCAGACAAGGGCUGUCCUUACCACCUAUGGGAGGGGUGGUACAAGCAGACUCAAGGGCUGAUAGCUUGGUGGAUUUGGCAUCUGAGCAGAAUUGGCGUCCAACAGGUCGAAUGCGUAGAAGCCUUUCAGGUCAGGCGUAUUUGUCUGCACUUAAUCAGUUCAUGAGUCGGCCUACUCAAUCACCAUAACCGUCUCAAGCUGCAACACCGCCAUCAGUCCCAGCCACUUCACCACAAAUGAUACCUCCUUAACUGCAGGUUCUUCUUGCCGACAGCAGAAACACUCGAGCACCUCAGCCGAAUAAUCAUACCAAUUGAAAUGCCGUUCUGAGGAUUUUGGAAAUAAGAAAUUAUUCACAUGCAAGGCUGUGUAUAUAAAUGGCAUGGAAAAUUUUGUACCUCAUCGGUGUUGCUAUGUCCCUACUCUCCUCUGCCGAGUUUUGUGCCUAGUGUUAUUUUGUCAAAUAUGCAGGGCAGAAUCCGGUUGUCUAGUUGUGCAGUGUCCGAAGCUGUUGAAUAUUUAUUUUUAGAAUGAAAUGUAUAUAAAUGAAUCAAAAUGAAUAUUAUAAUCGCUUUUAUAUCUAUUUCAAGCUCUGUAUACACUCGUCACCCUUUACGUUUGAUGAAAUUGAUUUCAUGAUAAAUAUUUUCUUGGUUAUAUAGUA
Humulus lupulus (European hop) is the source of this 3016-nucleotide messenger RNA. Its product is annotated as E4 SUMO-protein ligase PIAL2-like. The record is from RefSeq and is a predicted model, not a curated record. NCBI's taxonomy places the organism in Eukaryota, Viridiplantae, Streptophyta, Magnoliopsida, Rosales, Cannabaceae. Bases 111 to 2540 code for a protein of 809 amino acids. The transcript has 16 exons. Gene Ontology annotation, biological process: protein sumoylation. Gene Ontology annotation, molecular function: SUMO ligase activity; zinc ion binding.